AUGACUUCAAAAAGGAAUGAAUAUGAACGUCCUUAUUUAACUCAACGUUCAUUUAAAGAAAAAACUAGUUAUUCAUGCAUCGUUUACAUCGACGAACCUUCGAAGUACAGCAUAGUUGAAUCUAAGCGUUUAUUACAUGUUAAUGAACAAGGCUAUGGGAUUAUUAAGGAGCUUGGAAAAUCAUACAAUGUUCAUAUUGAACAAACUGGCACGUUUACUCUUCUUCAAUCUUCAGACUGUAUUUUAUUUGAUAUAUUUCGUAUAGGUACACGAGCGUCGAUGGAGCGCUAUGGCAUUUUACUUGAAAAAGCGAUGCAAUCCCAAAUGCACGAGGAAGUUCCAUCUGAUUGCGAAGAAUGGAAAGUAAAAAAAGCACAAGAAAUUCGACAAAAAAAAUUAACAACUACUUCAAAAUCAAAUCCAGUGUUAUCAGCAAGUGAAGAGCAAUCGCUACGUUCUACAACUGAGACUUUAUACAAUAUUCGCGUUGAAGGUGAUGCAUCAGCUGUAAAUGAGAAGUCUGGGCAAACAUAUUCAUCAUCAUCAUCAUCGUCAUCAUCAUCAUCAUCAUCAUCAUCAUCAUCAUCAUCAUCAGCAUCAAAAUCGAAUUUAAAAGGCAAUCAAUCAAUUUCAUGUCCAAUUAUUAUAGAAGAUAAUGAUAGAGAUUCAUCGGACUCAGAUGAUGUCAAAGUCAAUGAUGAAAAUCAAUUAAAUAGUUCAUUUGAUGAUGAUGAUUUUAACUAUAAUAUCCCUUCAAAAAGUCAAAAAUUAACUUCAAAUUCAAAGUCUGCUUGUUCGAAAAGACGUAACUUGAAACCAAUAACAAAAAUACCGAUCGUAAAAAAAUCUCGUCUCUUAAUAAACGAUGAAGAUGAUCAAGAUGAAAAUCAAAAUUAUGGCUUUCAACAAGUACUUCAUCAUGUCAAAGAACUUAAUGCUAUUGUUUUACAAGUUCAAAAGCAACAAAGUCAAAUGUCAAUUACUAUGGAACGUCAACACAAGUUUUUAAAUAGUUUGUGUGUGAAUCAAAAGAAAAUCGUUCGAAGUUUUAAUAAGCAUAAAAUUCCAAUUGUUCUUGAAGAUGAUGAUGAAGAAACCGCAACACAUGAUGAAGAAUCCACGAAUGCUUUGAAGUCAUACAAUCGAAGUGAUGGUCAAGUAAUAGAUCUUUUGAAAAUAUAUGGUACCAAGCAAAACACAAUCAAAUAUGCAUUAAAACUUAUUGACGUAGUAUUUAUUGAUGAUCAAGAAUUUCAAAACAUUAAUGUAAAGAAGGCCGAUGAAGAUGAAAGAAUCAAAGCCAUACGUAAUGCAGUUCAGCAUAAGUUUGGCUUUUCAGUCAAUGACAUGUCGAUCAUUUGGCCUCCCAUUCAUGAUUCAAUAUUGAGCAAACGUAGAAAUCAACGAAAAAGAUUGUACGCUAAAUCAAAUAAAGAUGCAUCAAAUGAUCCACUUGUAGCAUCAAAUUCACAAUCGGAAACAUAG
This is a messenger RNA of Rotaria socialis, 1485 nucleotides long. The record is from the annotation of a GenBank genome assembly. NCBI's taxonomy places the organism in Eukaryota, Metazoa, Rotifera, Eurotatoria, Philodinida, Philodinidae.